Molecule: messenger RNA, 597 nt
Organism: Colletotrichum truncatum
Lineage: Eukaryota; Fungi; Ascomycota; Sordariomycetes; Glomerellales; Glomerellaceae
Source: RefSeq, a predicted model, not a curated record
AUGUCCGCACUCAGUAAACUCCUCACGUGGGUCGUCGCCCUGGCCGUCGUCUCCGUCGUCACCGCAUCUGGGAACAAUAUCCCGGAAAUGGUCCCCCGAACUUUGACCAGUGCAGACGGAACCAUCUCGACGAUCCUCGUCAACCGCAAGCUCCAGUACACACGGGGCUCGGAGGGAACGCGGCCAGUCCGCCUGACGAAGCGCUUCCCGUUCUCCGCCGGCAGGGACGAGUGGUGCGGCGAGGUAGCCCAGGACCCCGCCACGAACUACUCGCCGUCGGCGCCUUCGGCCGCGGACUGCAAGGCCAUCGUCAGAUCCCUGGACAACGAGAACGGCUUCUGGACGCUGCAGCCCGGCGACUUUGGUAGCGACGGCUGGGCUCACAUUGUGAGCUCGGGCACGUGCAGCUUCGCGGUGAGGCAUACCGACCCCGGCAGCGCGGGGAACCAGGUGAUAAUCGGCACGAACGACGUUCGAUUCUACACGAACAGGUACGCGGUGCUGGAGAAGGACGGGAAGCUGGGGUUGCAAGCGAUGGUUCAGUGCUACAACGAUCAGAGGAUGCUGAGCAUAAUUUGGGGAUUAGUUCACAGCUGA